This is a messenger RNA of Brassica napus (rape), 865 nucleotides long. RefSeq names its product protein RADIALIS-like 6. Bases 418 to 714 code for a protein of 98 amino acids. The transcript is spliced from 2 exons. Lineage: Eukaryota; Viridiplantae; Streptophyta; Magnoliopsida; Brassicales; Brassicaceae. Gene Ontology annotation, molecular function: DNA-binding transcription factor activity. The record is from RefSeq and is a predicted model, not a curated record.
CUACGUUUUAAACUGGUUGUAGAUCGAUAUGAUCUCGGUUCAAUAUUUUUGCUUAAAUCUGCAAAGCUUAUAUGUAACAUUAUCCUAAAACAUUACACCAAUUUUUUUUUUAAAACUUAACUUUACACCAAUGUUACAGUUGACUUUUUCUAGACCAUAUAUAUGGACGUUAAUGUGUCACAAAAUGUCUGUAAUAUAUAUUUAGUAAAUUAAACAUGAAAAUAAUUUAAUUAUAUAAAAAAAUAAAACGAAAAUCUCUCAAACUUGCAGAAUCUAGGAACUCUCUUUUCUCCUCCUUAUAAGGAACCCUCCCUUAGUAUUCAUUUUAUAGCAACUUUCAUCACUAAUCACUCCCUUUUCUCACUAUCUCAUAAUAACGUUAAUGGCGUCUUUCUCAAAAAAAAAAAAAAAACGUUAAUGGCGUCAAACUCUAGAAGCUCGAGCUCGUCAUGGACGCUCAAGCAGAACAAGAUGUUCGAGAGAACCUUGGCGGUUUACGAUAAGGACACACCGGACCGAUGGCACAAUGUUGCAAACGCUGUCGGAGGGAAAUCUGCAGACGAAGCGAAGCGUCACUAUGACAUUCUCGUCGAAGAUCUCAUCAACAUCGAAACUGGUCGUGUCCCUUUGCCCAAUUACAAGACCUUCGAUUCUAACUCAAGAGGCAUCAAUGACUUCGACACGAGGCGAAUGAAGAAUUUGAAGAUCCGAUGAAGUUUAUUAUGUUCAUUAAUUGAAAAGAUUAAAAAAUACGUGAUUCUUCUGUCUACUGAUUAUAGUGAUUCUGUUUGUAUUGAUCAUGCAUUCGGUUUCAUAUUUGUCUUUGUGUUCUAUUAUAUUUUGAAGAAAGUACGAUUUAUGACCU